Molecule: messenger RNA, 2025 nt
Organism: Paramormyrops kingsleyae
Lineage: Eukaryota; Metazoa; Chordata; Actinopteri; Osteoglossiformes; Mormyridae
Gene: tmem174
Product: transmembrane protein 174
Source: RefSeq, a predicted model, not a curated record
UUACUAAUUCCUGGAAUGGAACGUCUGUGCUUCAGAGUGUGCAGCUCAACCUUAAGAUACACUAGACGGGCAUUCAAAGGAAUCUGAUGGGUGAGGCUCCUCAGUGCACCUUCAGCACUGCCAACAGCUCUAACAGGAACAAUAUCAAUGAGGAUUUUUCGGUGAACGUUUUUUCCGUGAACUCUUAUCCGCCAAGCAGAGCCGACUUCAAAGGGUGUGAUGCGGACAAAGUCAGAGCGACGCUACUGUGUUCUGGAGUUUUCCUGGUAUUGGUUGGAACAACGUUUACAAUAAUGGGAUGGAUAAAUUACGACGGAAGUAAGAUUUUCGAAUGGACACAGUUGCUCGGACCCGCUCUUCUAUGUAUCGGAGUAACCUUUAUAUUAAUUGGUCUUUGCAAAAUUAAGAAUUUCCAUUGCAAGUUUUGGAAAGUUAAUGAAGAACAAGCGGUAGCUGAUCAGAUACCCCCCACACAGUCUUUUGUUUUUACCGGAAUCAACCAACCCAUUAUGUUUCAUGGUACAACAGUGGUCCAAUAUAUUCCACCACCAUGCGGCAUUGUGACCAAUGACCGUAUCACGACGAACAAUAAUCAGUCCAGUGGGUUUGAGUUACACAGAGUCCCAACAACGUCACAGCCACCGCAAUACUACACCAUAUACCCCUUGGAUAAUCCUAUCUUUUCUGAAGAUGAUCCCUGCACACAAAGUCUUCGUGUGGACGACAGUGAUAUCAGGGACUGCGGCCCUGAUGAACGGCCAGACUGGAAGAUGACUGCUGAUGAGAUGCCAAAUUGUUCUGCACCACCAGCAUACGAAGACAUCUUUCACACCGGAAGAUACAGUUUUAGCCGUUCUUAAAUUUGAAAAUACCACAGAAUUAUAUGCAAGGUAGCUAUCAAGUUUAAUUAUUAUCAUAGAGAAGUAAAAUAUUUACAUUGGUAAUAAUAUAGAGGAGAGCUUUGUGUACAUUUAACAGGUGCAGAAGAGUCAAAAUUUAAAUAACCUUGUUUAAGAUGUUAUAUAUACAUCAAAUUAAUAUGUAUAUCAUUUGUUAGUAAUAACCUGAGGGGCCAAUAUAACGCUGUCCGUGGUGCUGGAGAGGGGUCUGCUUCCUCAUACGCCACUAAACAUCAACGUCAUUCAUGACUAUUAACAGUGAUUCCUGAUUCGUUUAUAAGAAGAGUGGUUUUAUUUGAAGAAAGGAUAGAGUUGACUUCUUCAACUACCUCUGUUAGUGUAGAAUGGGAGACAUCCUUUGUCUGACCCAGGCUGACAAUGUUCACUGUGAAUUUAUUGUUAUGGAGGACUGAAUUAUAAAGUCAUAUAAUACUGACCAAAUGCAAUAUAAAAGGAUGGAGAAUAAAAAUGUCAUAUGUCUGCUACAGUCUUAAUAUACAGACGUAAUGUGUAAUAUGUUAAUAGAUAUAUAAACUUGAUUUAUAGUACAGUAGCCAUUUAAGGGAAAUUUGAAUAUUUUAUUGACUUGACAAAUAUUGCCUUUUCAUAACAUAUACAACCUCACAAGUAGGCUACGAGUGUCAGUAGGGUAAAUAAAAUGUGCAAAAUGAAAAUCGUUACAUUUUUUGACCAUGGUCUGUUGAAUUAGAUGUAUUAUAUACACUGUAUAUUAAUUUAUUUCUCUACCUAAUUGUUUAGCUGAUUUGAAAUUACUUAAAGUGUAGCUUAAGCACUCUUUCUGCAUUUAAUACAUUGUUCGAACGCAGACUUACAUGUCCAGGUUCGUGUUGAAAGCCAUGAAAAGGGAAGUACAACACAACACAACACAACACAGAGGGUAAUACAUGUCACACCUGGCUACCAAAGCGACUUCAAACUCACUGAAAGUUACAGGUCGUUGUAGCGUCCAUGGGUCUCAGGAGAAUUCAAAUUCUUUUUCAUAUAUUUCGGAGAAAAAUAAGUCACACGUUUUAAAGUUUCUACAUUUAAAGUAAGAGAUAUCUGUAACUCAUGGGUCCUAACUGUUCAACAAGAUUGUUUUAAAUAAAAGAUGAAUGACUCAUUC